UUAGCUUUGACACAAGAUAAAAAGAAGCUGCAAAAAGUACAGUUUGCAAACAAAUCCAAUAUUUACAUAUUUUCAGCUUCAGGGCAACCAUUAUCCACAAUCAAAUGGAAUAGUGGACCGUUAGUUCAUAUGGGUUGGUCUUCAAGUGAAGAUCUAAUAUGUGUGCUUGAAGAUGGAAACGUUUUACUUUAUGAUAUUUAUGGAAAUUUACAAAUGACAACUAGUAUGGGUCAGGAUGUUAAGGAUACUGGAGUUUUAGAAUGUAGAAUUUUCAACAGUCCGAAGUUUUACACUGGUGUAGCUGUACUAACUGGAGCAUUCAAUAUAUUUCUAGUUAACAAUAUUAAAGACCCUAGAAUAAGAAAAUUACCUUCUGUUCCAGGUCUUGAUGCACCUCCAAGCAGCUGGGCUGUUGUAGCCGAAGAUAGGCAAACCAAAGUUUUAGUAGCAAAAGAUGCUACAUUAUAUACACUGUUGCAAAAUGAAGGCAAAUGUGUUCAAGUGUUUCCAAAAUUUAACAAUCCUAUAAAUGCUAUUACUGAAAUAGCAGUAUCCUGCAACAAUCAACAUGUUGCACUCUUCUGUGAUAAUGGUGCACUAUGGAUGGGAGCAGCAAACCUUGAGGUUUGUUAUUUAAAAAAGUAUUGUGAAUUUGAUACUCAAAGUAAAGUUCGACCUCAGCAGUUAGUUUGGUGUGGUAAUGGUGCAGUAGUUGCUUUUUGGCAAAUUGAAAUUGAAAAUAUAAUGAUUGUUAUAGGCCCUGAAAAAGACUUCAUUAAUGAAAUAUUUUACACUCCAAUCCAUUUGGUGCCAGAGAUAGAUGGUGUGCGAAUAAUUGGAAAUACAACACAUGAACUUUUGCAAAAAGUUCCAGAUGCUGUCGCAGAUGUAUUUCGAAUAGGAUCUCUUUCUCCCAGUGCUUUACUUUUAGAAGCUUCCAAUGAAUUCAGACGUCGUAGCCACAAAGCGGAUGAAUACAUGAGAAUGAUCCGUGAAAAGAAUGAAUUAGAAGAAGCUGUGGAAUGCUGUCUAAAGGCAGCAGGGCAUGAAUUUCAGCCUUCCACACAGAAAAUGCUGUUACGAGCUGCUGCAUUUGGGAAAAAUUUUGUUCCUGAUAUGGAUCCAGAGCCAUUUGUAAAAAUGUGCCAGACACUUCGAGUGUUAAAUGCUGUACGAGUCAAUGUAAUAGGUUUACCUAUAACCUAUACACAAUUGGAAUUUUUAACACUUCCUGUCCUUUUGGAUCGACUUGUACUCCGACGCCAUUAUGCUUAUGCCAUUUGUAUAUGUCAGUACUUAAAGAUACCUGAUACAGAAGGGGCUAGUCGAAUACUGGAUCAUUGGGCAUGCUAUAAGGUGAAACGUACCAAUUUAGAUCCAGAACAAACUGCUCGAGCAGUUGCUGAGAAACUUGGAUGUACACCUGGAAUUUCUUAUGCUGAGAUUUCUAAUAAGGCUAUGGACUACGGUCAUCCUUCCUUAGCUGUAAAACUACUUGAUUAUGAAACACGGGCUUCUGAACAAGUUCCACUGUUAAUCAAAUUGAGGCAAGAAACGCAAGCUAUGGUCAAAGCAAUUGAAAGUGGUGACACAGAUUUAAUUUACUCUGUAAUACGCUACUUGAAAACUACUUUAUCGAAAGGUGACUUCCACAUGAAAAUUCGCCAGUUUCCUGUUGCACAUAGUUUGUACCUAAAGCUGUGCAAGGAACAAGAUCUCGAACAACUACGAGAAAGUUAUUCACAAGAAAGUGAUUUCAAUUCUGAAGGUCAUUGUUUUGUAAUGGAGAGUUAUCAGACUAAAAAAGUAGAAAAAAGAUCAAGUGCAUUGCAAGAAGCCCUGAAUUCGUACAAAAAAGCUAAAAAUGAGUUUGCAAUUCAGAUAACAGAAGAUCAAUUAAAAUUAAUGAAAUAUCAAAGUAUGUUUGAAGAGAAAUUUCCUCAGAAUUUUUGUGACCUUUCAUUGCAUCAGACAAUGAAACAGCUUUUAACUCAAAGGGAAUUCAAACUUGCUGAUGAUUUACGAAAAGAAUUUAAAGUUCCCGAUAAACGGUACUGGUGGUUACAAAUAACAGUUUUAGCUGAUGGUGGAGACUGGUUAGAAUUAGAGAAAUUUUCACGCUCAAAAAAAUCACCCAUAGGUUAUGAGCCUUUUGUGGAUGUGUGUGUUAAGCAUGACAAUAUAUAUGAAGCGAAGAAAUAUUUGCCAAAAGUAAAAGAGGAAAAUAAAGUGAUGUAUUAUGUUAAAGCUAGGUUACUUGAAGAUGCAGCAAAAAUUGCAUUUGAAAAGAAAGAUAUUGCUGCAUUGAAUCACAUUCAGAGUUUAUGUGGAGUUAUGGACAGAACUAUAUCAGAUAAAAUUACUAGUAUGAAAUCACAACUAUCAGCAAAGCGAUGAUUUGUAUUUUACUGUGUAUUUUGUAAUGAUGGGGAAAUUACAAUCCAACGAAUACUUCUGAGCAAAGUAUAAAAAGCUUAAUUCAUAAAGUGUUAAUCCUUCUUGUGUUAAAUAAUAAAUAUAAACUAUGAAAAAAUUAAUAUUUAUAUUUAUUGAAUGUAAUUGCUAAUAUGAAACUAUACAAAUGAUAGCAUAUGUAAUCAAUUAGUAUUUUGUCAACAUUUAUGUUAUUACUGUAAGAAUACGAACAUUUUGUAAUUAUCUGUAUUAUAAGAUAAGAAUGUAUUAAAUCUUUAAUUUCUGCUUGAGUGA
This is a messenger RNA of Stegodyphus dumicola, 2709 nucleotides long. It is a transcript of the gene Vps16A, whose product is annotated as vacuolar protein sorting 16. Gene Ontology annotation, cellular component: lysosomal membrane; HOPS complex; cytoplasm. Lineage: Eukaryota; Metazoa; Arthropoda; Arachnida; Araneae; Eresidae. Gene Ontology annotation, molecular function: actin binding. The record is from RefSeq and is a predicted model, not a curated record. Gene Ontology annotation, biological process: endosomal transport; intracellular protein transport; vacuole fusion, non-autophagic.